Molecule: messenger RNA, 3870 nt
Organism: Salarias fasciatus (jewelled blenny)
Lineage: Eukaryota; Metazoa; Chordata; Actinopteri; Blenniiformes; Blenniidae
Product: high-affinity choline transporter 1-like
Exons: 8
Coding region: 251-1924 (557 amino acids)
Biological process (GO): acetylcholine biosynthetic process; choline transport; transmembrane transport
Cellular component (GO): plasma membrane
Molecular function (GO): choline:sodium symporter activity
Source: RefSeq, a predicted model, not a curated record
CUUGUGAUACUUUAAAUUAGAAUCAACAAAUAUGCAGACAGCGUAAUAACAACCAAUAUCCUUACUGAGACUGAUUUUUGCUUCUUUUUUUUCUUUCUUUCUUUUUUUGUCACCUAGGGGUUCCUCUGGUGAUGAACCCUGGUGCAUUCUGCCUCUGGACAGCGCUCUAAGUUUGAUUUUAUAGGCCUGAUCUGACUUGAGAGUCAGCCACAGACACAGCUCUUCAGCCUGUGACCCGGGAGCCGCCACGAUGACCCUCAACGUCCCGGGACUGGUGAUGAUGGUGGUCUUCUACCUGAUGGUGCUGGGCACCGGCCUGUGGGCGUCUAUGAAGUCUAAGCGGGUGCAGAAAGGUGGGCAGAAGGACCGGACAGAGGUCACCCUGCUGGGGAACCGGGGGAUCAGCCUGGCGGUGGGGGUCUUCACAAUGACAGCUACAUUUGUUGGCGGGGGCUUCAUUGUCGGCCUGACCGAAGCAGUAUACACUCCGACCAUGGGACUGACGUGGGCGGUCAUGCCAGUGACAGCGGCCGUGUCCUUCAUUGUUGGUGGACUUUUCUUUGCCAAACCGAUGCGAGACAAAAAAUAUGUGACAAUGAUGGACCCGUUCCAGAUCAAGUAUGGAAACCUGAUUAGUGCAGUUCUGUCUGUGGCGCUGCUCGUAUCUGACAUCAUUUGGGUGACGGGAACUCUCAUUGGCUUAGGCGCUACUAUCAGCGUGAUUCUGGAUCUGUCCUACACUCUCUGCGUUUGGAUUUCUGCUGCAGUGGCCAUCGUAUACACACUAAUGGGAGGCCUCUACUCUGUGGCCUACACAGACAUUAUACAGCUCACGCUCAUGUUCUUCAGCUUGUGGCUCUGUGUCCCCUUCGUCUUGAUGAACCCUCAUUCAGCUGACAUUACCAAAACGGCCUUCAACUUCACCUACCAGGCCCCUUGGCUCGGUACUCUGGGUGAGGAGAGGAUGUGGACGUGGAUUGAUAAUUUCCUGAUAUUGGCCUUUGGUAACCUCGGGUAUCAGGACUUCCACCAGCGGACCCUGUCGGCCUCGUCGUCACAGACCGCCAGGAUCACGUGCUUCAUCGCAGCCCCCCUCAUGUUCAUACUUGGAAUCCCCUCCAUACUGAUUGGAGCAGUUGCGGCAUCAACAGACUGGAACGCCACCCUGUACGGCUCCCCAUCUCCGUUCGAGCGCGGAGAAGCUGGCCAGGUCCUUCCAAUAGCUCUCCAGUAUCUCACGCCAAGCUACAUCUCCAUCAUCGGAAUUGGAGCUAUUGCUGCCGCUGUGAUGUCCUCCACCGACUCUGCUCUCCUCUCCGCCGCUUCCAUCUUCACAUCAAACAUUUACAAGCCCAUCCUGCGAAAGAAGGCAUCAGAUGUGGAGCUGCAGUGGGUGAUCCGUGCGACCGUGGUGUUGGUGGGCCUGGCCGGCACAUCUCUCACCUUCCUCCACAACAGCAUCAUGGUUUUCUGGAUUUUGGGCUCAGACAUAACUUACACCUUCAUGUUCCCUCAGCUGGUUUGCGUUCUCUUCUUUAACACCUCCAAUGGCUACGGCUCCGUGGUUGGCUUGCUGCUUGGAUUGCUGCUGAGGCUGCUGAGCGGGGAGCCUUCUGUGGGGCUGCCUGCUGUCCUCUGCUUCCUCCGCUGCAGACUGGAGGACGGCCUGUACGUCCAGCAAGCCCCAGUUCGGACGAUCUGCAUGCUUUCCACGUUCGUUGCCACUUUGCUUUUCUCCUCCCUGGCCGCUCUGCUCUUUAACAGAGGGGUUCUUCCUGAUAGGUGGGAUGUAUUAAACGUGAAAACCAAGAAGGGCUCUCAAGCACUGGCGGUGAUGAACAACACCAUAACAGAAACGAAGGAGGACAAUCCCAAAGUUCCAAAUGAAACGGAACUAAUGUUGACCAACGAUGUUCUGACCUGAAUGUUUAUUGGGGAAAUAAAACUGUUAUUGGUGGUGCUCCAGAUAACUAUGAUUUUGUUAUGCAGCUGUUUUUAUACUAAAUAAACUGUAAGAUAAAGAUAGCUGGCAGGUGAUGGUGUAGAAACGAAUCACUUACAAUGAAUGCCUCUGACUGUGUUGUAAUGGUCUCUUCUUUAAUUCCGUUACACUGAAGUCUUAUUAACUGUUCAGUGUUACUGGUAAAUGGUAAUUUAGCUUCUGAUGUAGGAAAAUUGCAUGUUUUCCCUGUGGAAACUCCGGCUUCCUCCCACAGUCCGAAAAACAUGCAAGAGAGGUCCAUUGGUGAACCCGAAUAGAAGGAAAUGUGGCUGUCUGUCUGUCUCUGUCCUGUGAUGAAGAGGAUGCACUGUUAUGGCAAAAUUAAACGUCACAGUGUUCUGUUCCAUACUGUUUUGAGAUUCAUGCCUGGGAAGUUGUCUGAUAACGUGUCUUCAGUUUGUGCAGAGUUGCAGGCCUCAAUAAUGACUGCAUUGUCUUCCAAGGUCAUUUUCUCUAAACCGCUCAGCACCCCUGCUUUGGUGAGGUUAAUACAUCUUUUUCUGUGUGUGUGUGUGUUUCUCAGACUGCUCAUGCAGGCUGACUGUCAAUCUGUAUGACUGGUCGUCCAAUUAACCUACACAACGACCAUUCGUUGAAGAUUAUUUUUAUCCAAGGAUGUCAGCAGUACAUCAUAAAAUGUCCAUUACAAUACUCUGUUUUUGCACAUAGGUGUGAUCAGUGCCAAGGCCCCAAAACCUAAAUGUGAAUAAAAAUGGGACAGCAGAUGGAUGGAUUCAUUUUGUUUGACAUCUGCAUUCAUUUUAUAAAGGUGUGUGUUAAACAUGCUUGAACAUAUCAGUUGAUCUUCAGAGGAAAUAUGCCAUCAAUGUAAAUUUAUGCAUCAUGUUUCAUUUGGACAAUUUGUCUUUCUUUGGUCAUGCUGAUCCUAUUGAACAUAAAAACUGUUUUGAAACUUUAAAAUGACAAAAAGUAAGUAAUUAUCUGAACAUGUUGAAGGUGUACUGAAUGGAUUUACAGGGCCUGAGUCAGGAAAUGGAUGCGUGUCCACCACAAUGAGAUGCAGUAUAUAAAAAAAGAACCGAUAUAGAUACCAACAUUACAGACACAAAAUUAUUGCAAAUAAACACCAAGCAACACAAAGAGACAAAAAAUCAUUACUAAAUCAUUUUAAAUGAGUCAUAAAAGUGUCACAGACAGUGAUGUAAAAGAAUCAUAAUCAUAACAAUCAUAACGAAAAAUCAGAUGUGAAACAACAAGAAAAGACACAUUUACUGAAAAGACAAAAAAUAUGUAACAGACACUAAUCACAAACACAGUUUUGCUAAAACAGAUCAGAGGCAACAGGAAAAAAACAUAAAUACAUAAUAUGGUGACAAACAGCGCACAGAGAUUUUCAAAACCCUCCCACCUCCCCGAAAAAAAAGAACCAUUUUAUAUGACCACAGUAAGAUGCAAAAGGAGACAAAAUCAUGAGGAAAUGUACAUUUCAUUGAUGAUUUAAAAAAGCAACCCUCAAAUAUUCAAACAAAAAAAAACAGGGUAUGUAUUUGAUGCAUUUAACUUGUGGGUGGAAAAAGUGACAAAGAUAUCCUAACAUUUGAUCAUUUGCAAAAUGUUAGGGAUAAAUAACAGUAGUGCAAUACAGCUGUGAUACACACAACCAUCCUAUCUAUGCUGUUUCUUAUUACUCUUAUUCAACAAUUUGCACAUAUGUUGUUGUUUUUUCCAGAUUUUGGCACUACUUUUGUUUAUAUAUUGCAGACAGUUUUGACCAAUGUUAGACUGUUUUCUUUUAGAUGCUAUGUUACCGCUGGCCUUCUUCCUCAGCAGAGAAAGAAGUUGAUUGUUAGGGGGAAACAUGUUUUUCUGAUGUGCAUAUAACAAAUAAACCUGGAAUCCAAUUGAGA